AUGGACAAAUCAGCUCUAAAUUUGGAGGAAGUACUGGGCCUUCGUGACGAGCAGCUACUUCAGAAGCUCUCUGUCUACGAACCUGCGAUUUUGGAUGAAGUGGCGGAUUAUCAUCUGAGUCGUGUGGGCUGCGCCACGACAGACUCUGCGGCGACGCGCCUGCUGUCAGUCGCCGUUCAAGUCGCCUUUGAAAAGGCAGUAGACGAGGCCAAGUUGAUCCUCGCCAGCUCUAGAGGAGAUCCUUUUGCACGCAGGGGCGCGCCUUGGGGGCAGCCCGGCAGCAGUGUGCAUCCUCAUUAUGACCGAGGUUCUGGGGAUGCUUCGGCGCAAGCCGCCAGCACGGGUUCUUCCUCUGGAGAUGUGAAAGAGCUGGAUAUGGACUCGCUCUGCAAGGCUCUGCAAAGGAACGGCACCAUGCCCCUGGGCCCCACGCUCGAUUUGUUGCUACAGCCUGUAGUCUCCGAAAAUGAGCCGGGUGGAGCAUGA
Messenger RNA from Cyclospora cayetanensis, 486 nucleotides. RefSeq lists its product as uncharacterized. Bases 1 to 486 code for a protein of 161 amino acids. NCBI's taxonomy places the organism in Eukaryota, Apicomplexa, Conoidasida, Eucoccidiorida, Eimeriidae. Gene Ontology annotation, biological process: DNA-templated transcription initiation. Gene Ontology annotation, cellular component: nucleus. The transcript has 4 exons. The record is from RefSeq and is a predicted model, not a curated record.